AUGGCCACAGCGAAGUACGCCAGUAGCCCACACAUCCACUGUGCUGCCCUCCUGUGGGAAAGUGGAGAGUGCUUGUGCCCAGUAAUGGUGAAUCAGUGUGAUGUAGAAGCCUUGCUUAAUUCUGGAAGUGCCAGGAUCCUGGAAUUGGAGUCUGUGUUGGAGGCAUCUUCCCUUGCUCAAGGUUCUUUCUUCCCGGCACUGAAGCCAUCGGAAACUGUGUUCAAGGUGAUCUUUUGGCUGGGCUACUUCAACAGCUGCAUCAAUCCCAUGAUCUAUCCCUGCUCUAGCAAAGAGUUUCAGCGGGCUUUCACUCGGCUCCUCAGGUGCCAGUGUCACCAAAGACAGAGGGUCCUGCGUCGCUUCUAUGACCAGAGGUGGAGGACAGCUGUCAAGGGAAUGACAAAGGAUCAAAGGGGAGACUAUAAGCCCGGCUAUGCUGUGCAUGAAUGCUAUGGCAACUCUUUGUUACACAAGGGGAAAGGGUGCUCGCUAGGGUUCAAGAGAUGGAGCCUCUUUCCACCACUGCAAAAGUCCUCCUUCCAGCUCAAAGAGAAAGUCAACAAUCUGUCAAAUAAAAUCAAGGGAGGAACAGGAAAAAGUUCCACACCUGCAGUUGGCCGGAUUGAUGUAGUAGAUACAGUCUCUAUGGGGAUUUACAACUCCUCUGAGCAGAGCAGUUAUCAAUUCUAUGAUCUGGCAGACUGCUAUGGCCUGAAAGAGACUGACAUUUAGAGGGCGACCAAAGAAUCCAUUAUUUAUUUUCAAAGGGUCAUAUUGGACCAACAUGCAAGAAAGACUAGUGCAUCAUUUUGUGUUCUCAAAAUAUCUGAUAAUCAAAGCUCGAUUAAGCCGUGGAAUGACAACGAAGGCUUGAUCCCAGCACAAAGAGGACUAAAGCUUUAUGUCAGUCCCUCAUCCCCAUCAUGAUUAUUUAAGUUGUGAGCUGCUAAAAGCCACCUUUUGGAAGUGGACACAAAAGUAGCUAACUCCUUGUACUUAAUGUGACUGCUGUCACUUGGAAGCAAUGUGCAUCAACAUUACCCAGACCACAGUCAACAGGUGUAAGCACUUUCAUUCAGACAUUUAACAUGAGCUUUAUUAUUACUGUUACACCCAUUUCUUUAAAUUUUAUAUCAGACAGUCUUCAUAUCUUUAACUAUUAGCCAGCUGACACUGUGUAGUAACACCCAAUGAAUGGUGACUGCUUUGUCUGAUAUUCAGCUGACUUUAAACAACAAAAAACAGAAAUGGAUUGAAACAAAUAUUUUGAAUCACUAACAGAGCAAAGUUAGUCAAAAGUGCAAUUUUUAUUGUUGCCAGAAUGUCUGGAUUUAAUCAUAUGUAAUAUGUAGGAAUAAAUUAUGUUACUUGUGCCAUUUUUCUGUUUUGACAAGGCAUUGUAAAGAUAAGAGGCCAGCUAAGAAUAAAGAUGAUACACAGUAUUUAUUCUUAUUGUUAACUUGUCAUUGAUAUGUAGACUUGUUUAAAUAAAAACCCAUGAGUCAACUUGUCCACCUAACUGUAAUUCGCAACGCCAAGUGAGUGAGUACCAAUGUGAAAUGAACAUGCUUUUUUUGUAUUUUGUGAUGUUAUGUUUGUUUAUGUAAGUUGAAAAACAAAAUAAAAAGGAGAGAAAACAA
This is a messenger RNA of Micropterus dolomieu (smallmouth bass), 1640 nucleotides long. RefSeq names its product alpha-1D adrenergic receptor-like. NCBI's taxonomy places the organism in Eukaryota, Metazoa, Chordata, Actinopteri, Centrarchiformes, Centrarchidae. The transcript is spliced from 2 exons. The coding region runs from base 1 to 732 and encodes 243 amino acids. The record is from RefSeq and is a predicted model, not a curated record. Gene Ontology annotation, molecular function: alpha1-adrenergic receptor activity. Gene Ontology annotation, biological process: positive regulation of cytosolic calcium ion concentration; cell-cell signaling; adenylate cyclase-activating adrenergic receptor signaling pathway.